Messenger RNA from Suillus plorans, 879 nucleotides. RefSeq names its product kinase-like domain-containing protein. The record is from RefSeq and is a predicted model, not a curated record. Gene Ontology annotation, cellular component: cytoplasm; nucleus. Bases 1 to 879 code for a protein of 292 amino acids. Gene Ontology annotation, biological process: signal transduction; endocytosis; peptidyl-serine phosphorylation. The transcript is spliced from 4 exons. Gene Ontology annotation, molecular function: ATP binding; protein serine/threonine kinase activity. Lineage: Eukaryota; Fungi; Basidiomycota; Agaricomycetes; Boletales; Suillaceae.
AUGAAUAAGGUCCCAGUUCGAGUCGAUGGGAUAUUUAGGCUCAGAGAUGUGUUAGAUUCAGGCUCAUACGCUGUUGUAUAUUCGGCACGGAACAUUAUCACUGAUGAUUCUGUUGCCCUCAAACUCGAAACUGUUGUCAAUGAUUCAUCUUCUGUUGAGCGUGAAUACCACAUUUUGAAACAACUUGAAGGUGGACUUGGCAUUCCCCGCACCCUCUGGUUCGGUAGAGAGUCAGAGACCAGUUGGUCACUCUCAUGUCUUGAGUAUAUACACUCAUGCAAUUAUGUUCACGGUGACAUCAAACCGCAGAACGUCUUGGUGGGUCUCAGAACUCUGAGGCACACCACCUUCAUCAUCGAUUUCGGUAUCAUGAAGACAUACUGGAACACCACAACCAGUGACCAUGUACCAUUUUGCCAUGGUCGACGUCUAUCUGGCACCCCUGCAUUUGCCUCAAUAAACACUCACUUAGGAGUUAAGCCAGGUCGUCACGAUGAUCUUGAGUCGCUCACUUAUAUGUUAAUCUAUCUCUUAUGUGGCUCUCUUCCAUGGUUAACCAGCGAUGACGAGAAGUUGCCCACCUCUACCAUACUCGAGCACAAAGCACAUGCUACCAUUGCGGAUAUUUGUCAUGGAAUCCCCGUUGAGUUCGCGACAUUUCUUAUUUACACACGCUCUCUAGCAUUUGCAGAGGACCCUGACUACAAUCACCUAUGUUCAUUACUUCGAGGUCUUUGUGCCGCAUUGCCUACACCAGCCACAUGCAGGUUGGAUUUCAAUCAACCUGAUGAUGUUGUCAUGCAUCCUCCUCCGUUAUCUGAUCAACAUUGCGUGGCUGAAGCAACGUCACCGCAUCCACCAAAGGCAAUGCGUAGAUAG